UUUCUCCAUCUUCCUUUAGACAGUGUCUAACGCUUAUUCACUUACACGCAUUCGCAUUAAUUCAAAAUGCAUCUAGAUUUGUUGAUGUAACAACGUCGUCAUGUUAUCCCACGCGUUAAUACCAUUGCUACAUUCGAUAUGAUGCUCUGUUGUUCCGUGAUACCGUUUAUUGUUACUUAAUCAACAUUCCCUCACCUCACUCAUUGGCUGGUGCGUUAGGGGAAAGAAGGAGCAAGCAAGUAUUCACAAAGUGUAAGGAGACAACGAAAAGUGUGGAACAUUCAGUUCAGCAGCAGCUGACAAGAGUCAAGGCACCAAUUGAGAGAUUCGUUCUUAAUCGCGAGAAUAUAAGUUGCUUCCCGCAAAAGUGAGUAUGACCAGAAGACGGACAUCAGAACAUAAGAUGACAUCGGAUUCGACAGAUCGGGCAAGCACUGCUUCGUUAAGCGAAGAGGAGGCCAUGGCCACCUACUACAUGAUGGAACGAAACCAUGAUCAGCGGGACUCGGAUUUAAUGAACGGCCUCUACCGUCACAACAUCCAAAAUGGACACCCCAAAGCGGGAAGUAGCCAGAGCGUAUUGGUGGUAAAUGAAGAUGCUACUAAAAGUCGUAAGCAGGAACUGGUAAACUGGAUCCGCGAAAAGGCCAAGAAAUCUUUCACAAAGAAAGUACUCUACAAGCGUGUUCCUAUACUCUCCUGGAUGCCAAAAUACAAAGCACAGGAUGCAGUUGGAGACCUUGUGGCAGGAAUCACUGUUGGGCUCACGGUUAUUCCUCAGUCACUCGCAUAUGCCAAUAUUGCUGGCCUUCCCACAGAGUAUGGUCUGUACGGCUCAUUUCUGGGCUGCUUCCUGUACAUUCUGUUUGGCAGCUGUAAAGAUGUGCCCAUGGGACCCACAGCAAUUGUCUCACUACUCACAUAUCAACAGGUUGGCAAUCUCGGAAUUAAUGCUCAUUACUAUGCUAUCCUACUCUGUUUUCUGGCUGGAUGUGUUGAAGUUUUAAUGGGCACCCUUGGACUAGGAUUUGUAAUAGACUUCAUAUCAGGCCCUGUCUCAUCAGGAUUCACGUCAGCAGCGGCUCUAAUCAUUGUGACAUCACAAGUCAAAGAUAUAUUGGGUAUACAUGCAUCAGGAAACACUUUUAUUGAAAACUGGGACAGUCUGUUUCAUUCUAUGAAAGAUACAAGGACAUGGGACACAGUCCUUGGAGUAGCCUGCAUUGCAGUUCUGCUCCUCAUGAGGUUACUGACCAUGGUGAAAGUAGGACCUAAAGAUGAAACACAGAUGACUACAACGCAACGAGCUAUAAAUAAGUUACUCUGGCUCAUUGGUACAUCCCGCAAUGCAAUUCUUGUUGUAAUCUGUGGUUUCAUUGGCUACCAUUUUGAAAACACAGAUACAAUUAAAAUAACAGGAAAUAUCACUCAAGGACUUCCAGAAUUUAAAAUCCCUCCGUUUGAGUUCUAUGACAGCACUACAAACCACACUGUAAGUUUCACUGACAUGUGUUCGACCCUGGGUACUGGCCUCAUCAUAGUUCCUCUCGUGGCACUGUUGGAAAACAUUGCCAUUUGCAAGGCCUUCUCAAAUGGAAAACCUGUUGACGCAACUCAGGAACUUCUAGCAAUGGGUGUCUGUAACAUUGGAAAUUCUCUUGUGCAAGGAUUUCCAGGGUCAGGCUCACUAUCUCGUAGCGCAGUCAACAACUCUAGCGGGGUCCGAACCCCACUUGGUGGUCUCUAUACAGGUUUGCUGGUAAUGUUGUCAUUGCUGUUCCUCACGCAGUACUUCUUCUACAUUCCCAAGGCAGCACUUGCAGCCAUUAUUAUUGCAGCUGUCAUAUUCAUGGUAGAAGUCCAUGUUGUGAUACCAAUGUGGAAAACAAAGAAGAGUGACUUGAUUCCUGGAAUUGGCACCUUUAUAGCGUGCCUUGUACUACGACUUGAGAUUGGGAUUCUGGUGGGCAUUGGCAUCAACAUUUUGUUCAUAUUAUAUCACGCUGCUCGUCCAAAGAUAGCCAUUGAAAAUCAAGUGACAACGGAAGGGGUUGAAUAUCUAUUACUCACUCCAGAUCGCUGUCUCAUCUUUCCUUCUGUCGACUAUGUGCGUAACCUGGUGACCAAACACAGUAUUAAGCAAGCAAUUCCUGUAGUUAUUGACUGCUCACAUAUCUAUGGAGCUGAUUUCACUGCUGCAAAGGUGGUAGAGUGUCUAACACAAGACUUUUCAUCACGCAAGCAACCAUUGUUCUUUUACAACCUUAAACCCAGCGUGGUUGCUGUAUUUAAUGGGUUACAGCCAAAAGAUUUUGUUGUCUACCACUCAGAAGAAGAGCUUGAUAAUCUUAUCAGAGCACACAAGAAGCUUACCGAAGAGCAUCGGAUCCGAAGUGACAUCAGCAUAGUAACUACUGGGUAAUAAACACAAAGAAAUAUUGUUCCUCUGGCAGUAAAUGUCCUAAGGAACAAAGAACAGGAACAUGACCUAAAUGGUGCAAUCAUCAUCAUGGGAACUAUGACAAACUGAUGAAGAUUCAAUCAUCAUUAUCCUAUUGUAUUUGCAGAAACAGAGAUGGGCUAGUUCAAAAGGGGAAUAAAAACUUCCUAAAAACUGUGUUUUUCACAUAAAGGAUUCCAAGAGAUCAUCUCAUUGUAGUGACCAGAAUCUUGUGGGUGGAAUACAAUCAGUAACAUAUUCACACCGAGUGAAGAGAAGGGUAUGCAAGCCAUGAUGAGGAACUUGGAUACUUUCACAGGCUGGACCAGAGAAAGUAAAAGUCUGAAACAAAUAAUAUUAGUGGCUUAGCAUAUCCCUUAAUACUUAGUUUCCAAGUUCUUGAGAUACAAAGUUACUAUAUAGGUAAAUCGGUUUUGUUUUUAGGGCUACAGGCUCUGUAGUUUGCUCACUCCAAUCACAGACACAUACAGACUACUACUUUUCAACUACAAUGGAAGAGGUACACUAAAAACUUAACCAGCAUGCAAAUACAGAAGCAAAAAUUAAUGGAUAUGACAAAAAAAUUCUAUUGAACUGAUGUUAUGGUUAAAUGCAAUUUAAUCCAAUUAUUUAACUGAUGGUGAAUUUCCAGUUUAUAAAACACAGAAUAAAGUAAUAUAUUUUCAUGAGCCUUACUUCUUUAUAAAAAGAAGAAUAAGAAUAAUAGGUUCUAAACAGUGCAGAGGAAUUUCAUAGUGAUCACUGCAUUUGUGUGUCUGGUUAUUUAUAUGCUAUCCGUAUUUUAAGUUCUGUAUCAUUUAUCAAAAUUAUUCAGAAUUGCCCAGUCGAUACAUCUAUAGUUUAAAAUUUAUGAAUCCCAUCUGAAGAGGGGAGGUACAAAUAGGAGAGAGAUGUGCUAUUUGUCCCACAAUCAAAACAAUGAGUCAGCAGUGAGGCUACCUGAAUUAUCAGAAUUAAUUCUUUUGGGGAGGGAGUAAACAGAAUGAAUGAUGAAUGGUAAAGCUUCCCCUGCACUUAGUUAAGUACCAACAUCAUCUGUGGAAAAGUGGAGACAUAGUUUUCAACAGUCUUAAGCUUGGCAUCUGAUGGAGCUGAGUGGUCAUUUUUGUGUUCUGUCCACUUUUCCUCCAUGGAACAGCCCCUGGUAUCAUUGAAGUAGGAGCCUGGGGAACUACAGAGCCAACCUGGGCACUGUGGAAAAGAGUAACCUCACACUGCCAAUUUACCUGAUGAUAAAGUUAGAGGCAUGAGUCUAUAGUCACCUGGGACCAUGUAGCAUUUGUGAAUUCCACUCUCAUAAAUUUCUAUGGUAACUUCUUCUUCUUCUAUGGCACAACAGCCCGAUGUCGGGCCUUGGCCUCCCUUAUCAAGCCC
Molecule: messenger RNA, 3835 nt
Organism: Cryptotermes secundus
Lineage: Eukaryota; Metazoa; Arthropoda; Insecta; Blattodea; Kalotermitidae
Gene: Esp
Product: sodium-independent sulfate anion transporter
Exons: 13
Coding region: 374-2422 (682 amino acids)
Biological process (GO): transmembrane transport
Cellular component (GO): membrane
Molecular function (GO): sulfate transmembrane transporter activity
Source: RefSeq, a predicted model, not a curated record